AUGAAGGUUUUUACAAUUUUGUCGGUUAUCUGCAUAUUGACUGUAGUAAACGCGAUUCCAGUAUUUGAAAAACGUGAUGAAGCAUACAAGAAAGACGAUUCAAACAAGGAUUUGAAAGAUUACAAAGGUUUAGAUAAUAAAAAUUUGGAUAAUAAAGGGUGGGAUAACAAAGGUUUGAAUAAUAAAGAUUUGGAUAACAAAGGUUUAAAUAAUAAAGGUUGGGAUAACAAAGGUUUGAAUAAUAAAGGUUGGGAUAACAAAGGUUUGAAUAAUAAAGAUUUGGAUAACAAAGGUUUGAAUAAUAAAGGUUGGGAUAACAAAGGUUUGAAUAAUAAAGAUUUGGAUAACAAAGAUUUGAAUAAUAAAAGUUGGGAUAACAAAGGUUUGAAUAAUAAAGAUUUGGAUAACAAAGGUUGGAAUAAUAAAGGGUGGGAUAACAAAGGUGAUAAAGAUUACACAGAUAAAAAUGUCAGGAAUAACAAGAGCGACUAUAAAAAUACAAAUGAUAACAAAAAUAAUGCCUAUUAUAAAACCAAGAAUGAUAACAAAGGCAAAAACGAUGUCAAAUAUAAGAGAACCUAUGGACAUCAAAACGACCACGACCACGACAACAAUAAUUAUAAUAACUACGGCAAAAAAUACGGACAAGGGUACGACCGAAACAAUAACAAAAGCAAGUACUAA
Messenger RNA from Funneliformis geosporum, 684 nucleotides. The record is from the annotation of a GenBank genome assembly. Lineage: Eukaryota; Fungi; Glomeromycota; Glomeromycetes; Glomerales; Glomeraceae.